Molecule: messenger RNA, 8586 nt
Organism: Harmonia axyridis
Lineage: Eukaryota; Metazoa; Arthropoda; Insecta; Coleoptera; Coccinellidae
Gene: unc79
Product: protein unc-79 homolog
Exons: 37
Coding region: 695-8461 (2588 amino acids)
Molecular function (GO): protein binding
Source: RefSeq, a predicted model, not a curated record
AGAUCCAGUUUCCUGACACCCCAAAGCAAAUUUGGACUCCACCCCUCUUCCCGCACAGCCUCCCCUAAGUGGAAUGCGCACGACCUCUGCCCAGGAUGCUAAAACACCACUGUGACUGCCUAAAAUUCAUAUCAUAGCACCUAAGCCCUACGUAAUUUUUUUUAGUGUUCCACAGUUUUUCCUACUUGAGUUAUUGAAACUGUACAAAAUUUUACGUGAAUUUAUAAACAAAUUUUGGUGUAAGUUUUACAAAUAAGACCUGUAUCUUGAGUUUGCAUUGAUCGUUGUCGAAAUUGUAUGUUCACCUCUACUUUCUACCACGAGAACGAUGCUGAACUUUCUUUAAAAUCUUGAAGAAUUUGAUGUAAUUUUUUUUGGGAAUUAUUGGACCAGCUUGUGUGUGUUAAUGUUGAGUGUUACUUGAGGAGCUACCACUAAAAUCGAUAGAUACAUAGACUUGGUAACUGAUGAAAUUCCAUCAGUUUCUUUUGAUUGGAAAAUUUUCCAAAAGGAACUGUGUAGGAUAUGAUAUUGUUGGUGUUCAGCGCGCGCGAUUCAUGACGCUAUCGAUCUGGUUGAACUGUGACAAAAAGCAACCGCAUUUAGGCACGUGUUUUAGACUGACGGUUGUAGGAAUCUUUGAUUUGUCCCUUAUUCUCUAUUGAUUUCUGAAGGAAAAAAAGGAGCUGCCCUUAUGUUGAAGAUCCCCGCACGUUUUAAACAAUGUGACCUCAGUGUAACCCUAGCGUUUGAUUACUGUGACUGCAUUGUCAACAUGGGUACUCGCGCUGCUGCAUUUACAGCCAAAAUUAGAAGUCUGUAUGAUUAUCAUCUCAGACUUAUGCAAGGCGUCAUGCCCCCACCAUCGGGGGUUGACAUAGCCAACACUGUGAAGUACUUCUCCCAAACCCUGUUAUCUGUUCUUAAAGAUGUUACCCAUUCUCCCUUGGAACUCCUUAAGAGACCAGACAUGGACAAUUUCCGGCUCAGUCUGUUUCCCAGUUUGGAUUAUAAAGGCCUUUAUAAUUCUCUUAUACCACUUUUGGAAGCAGCCCCUUUGAUACAAUACGGAAUACACGCCUUCGGACAAGCGGUCCUUCAAUGUCUGGGAUGCCUCUUACCGUUUUUAGAGUCCGAUUUGAUCGACAAUCUACCUCAUUUGGCAGCAUCAGCUAUGGUUUUUCUACCUCCUAGUGUACAUCAGGACAUCAUCAAUUCCCUAUGUUUUUAUAUUUUACCCUUCACAAUUGCCCGUCAUAACAACAGCUAUCACUUGGAACCUAGCGAAGUAAGCCUUUCUGUAUCAGCAGUCAUAAUGAUGGUCUUCCAGUAUUCCUCGAAUCCGGCUCAUCACUGUCAACUCCUAGAAUGUCUUAUGACUUUGAAACAGAAUGUUCUGAAAGAUGUUCUAAACGUUAUAGCCUACGGAACCUCAACAGCAAGAUCACCAGCAGCUAAACUACUUUUUUACUACUGGCCAACCUUCAAUGCAAACCUACUCGAUAGAAAAAAUCUUAUCGGGAAAAUUGCAGAUCCGAGUCCUUUUGUGUGCCAGAGGGAUAUGUGCCCGAAUGCUGGAAAUGCUGAAGCUGCCAAGGUCUGUUUCGACCAUUGUAUAGCAAUAACUUUCGCCAGUGAUACUCCACCACCCCUUUAUUUAUGUAUUGAGUGUGCCAAUGAAAUCCAUAGAGAGCACCCUAAUCAGAUGUUCUUCGACAUAUUACAUCCUAUGCAACAAGUUUCUAUGGUGUGUGAAAACAAGAACUGCCGGUCUACUGACAAAUCAGCAAUAUCUAUCUGCUUUUCUACCGAAUGUGCCAGUUACAAUGGAAAUCAUCCCAUCAGAUACUGUGAGCAAUGUCACAACAACAGACAUAAUACAAAACGUGGCGGUGACCAUAUAGUCCAUUUUUGCGUUCCACCUACAUGGGAUAUGGAUUCCGAGAUGCAGACGUAUAUGGUGGAAGCAAUAAUAAGUUUAUUGAAAGACUCGAAAGUAGAACUAGUUGAUAACAAAGAAAACACUGAGGGUAAAAAUACAAUCCCAACAAUCGAUAACAUAACGAUUGAAGAAAGACAGCUCUUGGGAAGGUAUGGCGUGUGGUUGCUUGUUGGCAGAUGCACACCAAAAGAGAACACACCAACGGAGAUCUUGGGCAGACUGCUCUCUAUGCUCUUUCAUUGGUUUCAUAUGACAGCGUACUCUUAUGAUGGAAAGGAAGAGAGUACACUUGAAAAAUUAAAGACUGAGAAUGUAUGUACCUGGCUCAGGGAAAUCACAAACACGCACAAUGAUGUUUUUGUUUCAUGUUUACUUCCUCACCCCCCCGAUUAUGCAAGAGUUGGAGGUCAUUGGGACACUCUAUCCUCCAGAACCUCACACCUCAAAGAAGGUCUCAAUAGACUUUUUUGCCUUGUCCCAUAUGAGGUUAUUAACCAGGACAUAUGGGACUAUGUUAUGCCUUUCUGGAUGGAAGCAAUAGUUAACGACGUGCCUGAAAAAGAACUUCUCGAACUGCGCGUUAUUUUAAGUAAAAUUCUAGACACUGAAAUGAGUCCUCUGGGAUUCGACGAGAAGAAAAUGUAUCACUUCGUCGCGGAGAGAUUCAAGAAGAAUAGCUCAAAGGUUCAAGAGCAGGCUCUACACUGGCUCCAGACACUGACCCUUCUGGAAAUAGUGAUACCUCUAAAUUUGCUGUUCACGAUAUUCGAAGAUGGAGUUCUUCACAUGAAACAAGGAACUAACCGUAGUGAUGAACUCCUAACUCAAUUUCAAGAAACGGGAUUCGUCGACGAAAUACUCAAAGAAAAAAUCACACCACCUGUAGCCGAAGAAGAUUCGGCGAAGACGUCCAUUUCAUCGCAAAACGAAUUUGAAAAUGACGCUGAACAUAAUUUGUCGUGUUGUAUAAUUAUGUUGGACAUUUUACUGAAACAAAUGGAGCUCCAGAAUAUAGACAAGCAUACAGGACUUAAUUCCACACUAUGCAAAGACGUUUGCUGGUUGUUGAAGUGUAUGAUCACCACUGCUUGGAUAGGAACCCAUACUUGCAAUUCCAAAACAGAAUGUACUCAUUGCGAAUCUUGCGUAAUGUGGCAUCAAUUGUCUUUGCAACUUGUCAAAUAUCUGUCUCCAAUUUAUCCAGCUAGACCACCAGAUCCUCCCCUUGAAGAAACGCUAGAGGAUCCAUCAAACAGGAAAAGUCCACCGGAAAGCGAUAAGAAAGAAAAAUCAGAGGUGGUGUUGAACAUGCCUAUGCCUGAAAUACACUCAAUUGGCGGAGUGUUGGUACAUAUGCCACACGUGUGUUCUAUUAUGACAGCAACUGUCGAAACUGUAUCUGAACAGUUGGACUUAGCUGCUAUCAUUCCAGCUGAGAAAGUUGUAUCAGCUGUAGCUCGAGCAAUUACUCUAUCUGAAACUGAUGUUGCUACAGCUACUGUUCAAGUGGCCAAACCACAAGUAAUAGGCGAGAACGAUGAACCCAUUGAACAAGAUUCAAAUGAUGAUUUUGAUAACUUUUGGCAAACUUCUGUUGGGAAGUUCAAAUUCAAUUUCGAUGAUUUACCUCAACCUCUGCAAUACAUACAUCAACUUCUCCAGGAGUUGUCGAAAGUUGAUCAACCGGAAAUCAUGUAUUACAUGCUUCAGUGUCUGAAUAUACUCAUCCUUCAUGGCGAUGCUUGUACUAAAGCAUCCAAAGAACACCGAGGAUUUUUUAUAUGGUGUCAAGAAAAUUCUCUCAUAAAAAACCUAUGGGAGUUGUGCAGUUCAGAAUAUUCGCAUAUUUGCCAAGAAGUAGUGCCUUUACUAUUACAUUGUAUAACAUUGCCGGCAGGUUCGGAUGUCUUUUGGAGACUUAUUGAAGAAGAUUUCCACAGCUCCGAUUGGUGUGUCCGGUUUAUAGCGGUCGAACGUGUAACUGUUAUAGCUCGUUUUAUGGAUUCAACACCUUUACGAAACAUAUUACCUCUCCAAGCUGCUUUAGCUAACGCGUUCUGUUACCUCAUUUCCAGUAUGGAUGAUAAUAAUAUAUAUGUAGCUCAAAGAGCGACUUUGUACCUGGGAACUAUACACGAUUCCGCAAUAACAUCGUUGAUUAUGUGUUUAGAAACUCAAUUCGAUACUGUAAUUAUCGACAGGCCUAUGGUUCUCCAAUCAUUAUAUCAGUUACAUAACUCGAUUAGUGAACGAAAAAUAUUAACAUGGGAAUUUUUCCUGAACCGUUUUGAUACCUUAUUUCUCGAAGCCCAAGUGAACUUAGAAAAAUCUGGUGAUAUUUCAUAUUUAAGAGAUUUGCGAAACUCUGACAUAAAUAGCGAAGCAUUUAUCAGAAAAUUACACAGAGCACAUGAGGCCUUAUCACAAUCUGACGGAAGUGCUGCAAGUUCUGUUAAAACAUUAAGUGCUAGUUUUGGCACGAAAUGGCCAUACAAAAGAACAAUGUCAGCACCAGCAUCUAUUAUAACAAGACAAGAGAAUAAAGUUGUUUCAGAAAUGAAAGAAAAGAUAUACAAUCGACAAUAUUCAGCACCGAUUUUAAAGAGGAAAAGUUCUCGAUUUGGACUCGAUGGCCAUAUGCAUUCUUUGAACAUAGUGGAUGAUCAAAACAUCUUAGUAUUUCUACAAAGAGUUAUAGAUUUCGAAGAAGCUGAUAGAGAAACAAUGCAUCUUCUGGUCUUCUUACUGAUGCAAUUUUUAUCAAGAUCUGACCAAGCCUAUCCAACGGAAGAAAAAUAUCUGUCGAAAAUACAAGGCAUUGUUUUAAGACAUUUAUAUUUAUUAUUAGGAUACAGCCAAAACGAUAGGGGGAUCUAUGUGUCCCCUCAGCGACUAAGGAAUUCCCCUGCUUUCACAGUUUUCAUUUCCAAUCUGCCACAAGUCCUUGAUCAAAACCAUAUGAUGGGGCGCUUAUUGAUACCAACAUGUCUGAUUUUGUUACAAUACGCACCCUCUCCUUACUAUAUCCCAAAUACUAUGGAAUUUCAACAACCUUCCUAUAGUCUAUGGGCUUUAGAUUCCCAUUUCAGAAAACACUGGUUAAUGUCAUUGGUCGUCAUGCUCUACAAGUACCAGUACACACAACAACCUCACUGUAUUCAACUCAUAUCACUGAUAAGAAUAGUUUUGAAUACAUUAGAUUCCCAACAUCACCACUGUAGAAGAAUCGCAGCAACCAUUAUAAUGGGAGCACCACCGGCUAGAUCCAGGGAUGUAAGUCAACCAUCUUUAGGAACAGAAAAUGACCAUGUAGAAAGGAUUACUCCUCCUUUAUCUCCUAUGUACUCUUCAGAUGGACAGUCUGUGCAAGUUUCUUUAGGUUCAAAAGGAUCUAAGACGCAAGUUAUAUAUGCCAAGCCGUCAUCUACGACAAGCAUGGAGACUCAUUGGGAAGAAGCCAUACAUUGCUUACGAAUUGAUAAAAAAUCUGAGAAGAAAAUAACAGAAAUAAUAGAUGACGAUACGGAAUCAGAACUAAUUACAAUUCCUGAGAGCGACCAAUCCGACAGUACACUUCAAGGAAGUGUUCAAGAUUCCUUCGAUGAUGUUCAAGAAGAUUCAAUUGGUGAAAAAUCACCGAAACUACAUACUACAGUCAGAAUUCAGGAUCAACUAGAAUAUAGAUAUCCAAAAGAGAAUAUGUUCAAUUCUCUGCCGAAGUCUUCGUGUAAAAGACCGACAUGGAUAAUUGGAGAAGAUUCUGAUUCGCCUAAAUCUAUCACAAUGAAAAAUGGAAAAAAAGAAGACGAUACAGAUUCCAGCAAAGAAAGUAACAGUUGCAAUAAAGUAGUUAGUAAGCAUGUUCAGUUGAACAACAAUCACAGGACAACUGAGUUUCAUAGACAAUCAUCUAAUUCAAGCGAUUCUAAUAAACAUACCAGACCAACACCCUUAGGAAAACAUAAGAAGGUUAUAGAACCGAGUAUAACCCCUGUUUGUACUCCUGUAUCGGACUGUGAGGAUUGUUUCAAAAAUAACCAAGAAUCUCUGAAAACCCCAUCCUUAGAACGUUUGCUACCGAUAGGGUCUUCUAGAAUUUCUGAGAAAAUAUACACACAAACUUUAGAAGCUCAGCUUGAAAUACCAAGUCAGGAAAGAUUAUUGCCCAUCGGGCAACACACUAAGGAUAUAUCCCAACUGGUGGAAAAAGUACGGCAAGCAUUGGAUUUGAACCCAAUACUACCCCAAAAAAUUGAUAAUAAACUGGAUUCUACAAGUAAAAAGCAAUCAGCACUUGAUCAUGGCUUCAUUUCCCACAGUCCUCGAAGAUUAAUCAAGCAGGUAGCUCUUGAAAGUCCUCCGAAUCAAAUGGACCACGAAGAUUUAAACAGACUUUAUAAAUCUAAUCGAUUGGAUCAGCAAAGAGAGAACUUAAGCAACCAACGUCAGCGCAUAAGAAAAGCUGGACCUUUCACAAUGGGAUCUUAUACGUUGUGUAAUCCUAGAAAACCUGGAUCUUGGUUGAGUCCCCAAUUAUCACCUGGUCUGGAGGUGCAAGACUUGAAGAGGAGCUCAUCCAGAAUUGGAGAAGAGUCCGUGAAUGAAAGAUGCCCUGAGUGUGGAGCUGUCAGAGAAGAAUAUAGUGAUGAUGAAAUAGGGCUCUGCAUUAUUAUUUUGGGGACAUUCAUUCAUAGAGAGCCAGCCUUAGCUGCUCCUUUACUACCUGAUAUGCUGAGUAUUGUUGGAAGGGUGGCAACAAAUCCCUUAUAUCCAUGGCAGAGUGAAACCAAUAUUCAUUUACCGGGUGGAGCUAUAAGUGUAGCUCACCAAUUCCUGAGAUGUGUAUUGCAUCAGUUAGCACCCAAUGGUAUAUUCAUUCAAAUGUUCCAAACCAAAGCAUCAGAGAAAUUACGAAUACAAUUCUUCAAAAGUGUGAUCCAAGCUCUGAUUGAUUUCAAUGAAUUGAAUCCAAUAGCACCAUUACAGCUUCUCCUAGAGAUGAUGAAUUCGAAGAAGACUAUUCCGGUAGAUACUUUACCAACGAUUCUGCAAAAUAUUUCAUUCUAUCUAAAUUGCCUGCCUUUGGAGGCAGGUUUAGGACCCAGUACACCAAUGUGGAAUUCAGUUUUUCAACAAAUAGAAACAUUAUUCAGAAGGAUAUUACUGAUAUUGAAUAUUUUGGAUGAUGCUUCUUCCUUGUUGAAGAUCAUGGUAUCGUUAUUUAGAAUACCUCCCAUAACACAAUAUAGGGGCAUUUUGGAACCUUUCUCGAAAAUUUUGAGUUAUGCGAUACAGAACCACCAGUUGAAAUAUAGUUGUCUUGCAGAAAUAUGUUAUCUUUGCAAUAGAGCUUUCACCAAGGAAAGAGAUAAGCUUAUUCUCAGUCGAAUGGUUGUUUUUGAACUUGUGCAAGCACUCAAAUUCAAAACUACUAUUCCUGAUUCGAACCUUUUGAUGCUGAUCAAUCUGAUCCUCCAGGAUAUAGGAGGUUCUAUACCUACAAAUGUUGCUAUGAAAGAUUGGAAAAACUAUGGUUUAGAUUACACACCCUCUUGUACUACGGGUAUUUCAGAAUGUAUGAAGCUGCAUCUAACAGAAAUUCUGGAUUUUCUAACUGACUUCCAUACUAUAUCAAAAAUGAAAAGUUACUGUAAAGGAAUUAAUGUAGGACUCAAUGAUGAUACAAUAGGUGGAAUAAUAAAGUGUAGUGUUGCACAGUAUUUAGCUCUAGAAAUAACUAAAGGUAAUGGAAGAGAUAACAGGGCGGUUAGUAAAUAUCUGCCAUGGUUGUAUACUGCUUCGACUCCUCAACAAAGUCCAAGAGAAUUUGUAGAAUGCAUUGGACAUAUAAGACUACUUUCUUGGAUAUUAUUAGGGUCAUUAACACAUAGUGCUCUGCAAGGAGCAAGAAUAACAUUAAGUCAACCUAUUCCACAGGAGGCAUCUUGUCAAAUAGCUGACCAUAUUCAAGUAAUUUUAGUAGCGUUUGCUGAACAACCAAAAGCAUCGAUACUACAUAUGUCCUCCCUAUUUCAUACAUUCAUUUUGUGUCAGUUGUGGACUAUUUAUUUGGAACAAGGCUUGACAAAUCAUCUCCCAAGUACUGAGGCUUACACAGUCACAAUGAACAUUCUCUUCGAUUUUUGGGCCAAGGUUACACCUUGUAUUCUACAAUUAGUGCAGCAUUCAAAGAUGUUGAGUGAAAUUGUUAGCCUUCAUUUUUUGAGUAUGAUAGAGGCUCUACUAGAAUGUCAGUCUACUUUUGUUGGUAAAUUACUACCUUUGUGGACUCCUGUGUUGUGUUCAAAUCAAAUACAAUUACCCGGUCAUCUACAAGUGAGGUUGCAAUACUGUAGGAAUUUUCCACCAUCAACUCAAUUCGAAAGUAAUAAUCAUCCUGAUAAAGCGAAAAUGAACCUCAAUAAUGUUUUAUUACUGAAAUGGCUACAAAGACUCCAGUUCAAAAUGGGUCAGAUAGAACUGCAGUCUUCAACAGCAACACAUUUUUAUUCACUUUAGCUAAGAGAUUUUGAUGAUUUUUACAAGUUCAGAACUACUUAUAGGAUAUUAAUCGUAUUUCUUAAAUUUUUACUUCAGUUGAUAUUUACUCUGAGAAUGACAUUGUUAAAAUAAAAGUUAUUUUU